CCAACUCGACAGUACCAGCUGAGACGAGCGGUUGUUCCAGGAGGUGGUGGAGGGAGAGGACGAAGCGGCGGCGGUAGCCGUGAAGCUGUUCCCGCUAUUGUGGGAAGAAAAAAAAAACAGAAACCCGUGUGAUGAACGGACCGGGCCUGAUGUGUGUGAGCGAGAGAGUGUGGCGGGGGAAGAGAAACCUUCCGGACUCCCUGCGGGGAGCGGCCUGAGGUCGGAGUGAAGCUUUCCACACCUGGCAGCCGGUUUGGAGGGGGGAGGACGCGGAGGAGAAAAAAACACGAGGAUGUUAAUUGCUGUGGGAAGAUGAACCAGCGGCACGUUUUGUUUGUAUGUCUGAUUCUCUCGGUGUUAUAUUGGUGCCCCCGUCGGCACAUAGGUUGUACCGGGCAGCAGGAAAGUUCCUCAAUGCAAACAAAUUUUGCACAAGUUAAGCACUUUGAAGAAAAGCCCAAACAGGAUGUGACUGAUGAAUUUUCAGAUGUGACGCCUUCGGAUGUCACUCAUGUUGAUCACUUACUAGAAGUCUGCACAAAAGCAAACCAUCAGCAUGUGAAUUCUGAACAGUUGGACUUCCCUGAGCCUGGACUGGAGCCUUCUGAAGGACUGGAAGAACCUCCCAGUAUAGCUGCUAGUACUGAUAACAUUUCCAGUUCAACUACCUCAGAGAAUUCCUCCCUCUUGCAGCACAGUGCAAUAGAAAAAUCCAGUGAUGAUAUUCCUGUAUUAAGCUAUGAGCAGUCUAAAGCUGACUGUGAUGCUGGAGGGAAAAGUGAGGCUGUCCCUCAAUGCAGGUCCCCCUCCUAUGUUAGCCUAGCUGAAGGACCUCCAGAGAAACCUAGUGAUGGCAGCAAAAUCUCUUCAAGCGGUAAAGGAAAUCUACCUGAAACUGAGCUUUCUGAAAUUCCAAAGACAAUCCUGCCUGAAGCUGAAGAACAGAACCCAGAAUUAGAAAAGACUUCUAACACGUCAGAGGACAUGUUGAAUGAAGAGUUUUCAGAAGAUACUGAAAUUUCAACAGCAGUGGAUCCUGGCGAUUCUUCUUCUGUGAUUCCAUCCAAGGAUUCAGGAGACAUUCCCUCAUUUGAUGAAUGGAAAAAGAAAGUGAUGGAAGAAGAAAAAGAGAAAAGCCAGUCAUUGCAUACCUCUAGUGGUGUCCUACAUUCUGCGAAAAAGCUACAGAAAAACUUCAAUAACUAUGCCUCUGUGGAGUGUGGAGCCAAAAUUCUGGCUGCAAAUCCAGAAGCAAAGAGCAAUUCAGCAAUUCUAAUGGAAAAUAUGGACCUGUACAUGUUAAACCCAUGCAGCGCAAAAAUCUGGUUUGUAAUAGAGUUGUGUGAACCAAUCCAAGUCAGACAGCUUGACAUUGCAAAUUUUGAGUUAUUUUCUUCUACACCAAAGGACUUUCUUGUUUCCAUCAGUGACAGAUAUCCCACUAAUAAAUGGGUUAAACUAGGAACAUUCCAUGCUCUGGAUGAGAGAACUGUGCAAAGCUUUCCUUUAGAUGAACAAAUGUAUGCCAAGUAUGUCAAGAUGUUCAUCAAAUACAUAAAGGUGGAAUUAGUAUCACACUUUGGGUCAGAACACUUCUGUCCCCUUAGCCUCAUAAGGGUGUUUGGUACCAGCAUGGUGGAAGAAUAUGAAGAAAUUGCAGAAUCGCAGUACAAUGCAGAACGCCUUGAAUAUCUUGAUGAAGAUUAUGAUUACCCAUUGGAUUAUGGUACCCGAGAAGAAAAAUCCUCAAAAAACCUACUUGGUUCAGCCACAAAUGCUAUUCUGAAUAUGGUGAAUAUAGCAGCCAAUAUGCUUGGGGCCAAGAAGGAAGCAGAGGAAAUGUCUCAUUUGGAAGUCAAUGGAAGUAUUAGAUCUGAGAAUGAAACUACAAAAUUGGAUGUACCUGUGCCUGACUCUAGCCCCACCUCUUCAGUGCCAGAGCCAGACGUAGGUGAUCAUUCUGUGACUGAGGAAGCUGGUGAACCAGAGAGAGCACCUUCUGAUUCAAGUACUCAUAAGGAGAGCCUAAUUGUCCAAUUGGUACACGAAGAAGAAGAAGAAUUGGUAAAUCGGCAGUCAACUGUCACACUUCUAAAACCUGAAGAUGAUGACUAUGAUUAUAAAGGCAGCUGGCAUGAAACUGAAACACAGAUGUACUGCAGUGAACUGCCCACUAUUUCUUGUAUUUCUAGUUUCCCUGAGUACAUUUACAAAUGCUGCUUUCUUGCUGCAGCCCUUCAACGGCAACGCAGUGUGACAUUUGGGUGCGAAACCAUCGAACCAGUUUCUGACAUCCAAGUUCUAACUAGGCAAGAGGAGCCUCUUUUACUAAAUGAAACAAAAGAAACAGGGGGUGAAUUGGACAGUUUGAUACCUGAAAAAGUAUCUACAAUUAGCAAUGAAAGUCAAUCUAGUACUAAUUUGUCUGAGCAUUUAUUUAAUCACACUGACUCUAUUGAGUUGGAACCCAGCCAUCCUCCACCUGCUUCACAUUCUCCUGAAGUCAGUACAUCUGUUAUAAAAUAUGAUGUGAAAUGUACUGCCGUUCUCCAAAGUUCUCAUGUUGUCACUGACACACUGGCUGGUCAGGUCCAUCUUCAACCAGAGCUCACUGUACCUAUUCUGGAUCAAGGUAUAGAACCUAAACUGGAAACACCACAAAAGGAAGCAACUAAAGGUCUAGAAACUUUGCUCGUAUUAGACACUGAAACGGCUAAUGAGACUAGUUUAGGGGUUUUAUUAAAUGGGUCUGUGAAUGCAAACCAAGAAACUACUCAAGUACCGAUAACCCCCACAAUACCUACACAGACAGCUGAUACUGUCAUCGAACACCCAACAACUGAGAUUCAGAACGAAACAGCUAGUGGUAAAAGUACCUUGGUAGAAUCAGAAGUACCUUUGCCACAUUCAGGUUCAGAUAUGCCAUCAGCAACAGAGAUAAAAGAUGAAGAACAAGCUGCAGAAGAUAUCCUCCUGUCUGUUCCAUCCUCAAAUGGGCUAAACAGAACAGUUACUGAUUUCUAUGCGGAAUUGCAUAAUGUUACUGAUUUGGGAUACACUAACGGGAAUCAAGUACAUGGAUCCAACCAAAAGGAAUCUGUAUUUAUGCGUCUCAACAACCGUAUUAAAGCAUUAGAAAUGAACAUGUCGCUCAGUAGCCGCUAUCUUGAAGAACUGAGUCAGCGGUAUCGCAAACAAAUGGAAGAAAUGCAGAAGGCAUUUAACAAGACCAUUAUAAAACUACAGAACACUUCAAGAAUUGCUGAGGAGAAGGAUCAAAGGCAAACUGAAGCAAUUGGUUUACUUCAAGGACAGCUUGCAAAUAUGACCGAACUAGUUAGAAAUCUAUCUGAAACUGUGAUAAAACUGGAACAUGAGGUUGCAGACCGCCAGAGCUAUCUUGUGGUUUCUUUAGCUCUCUGUAUAAUUCUCGUAAUACUGCUUUGUGUCCAGCGAUGUUGGAACAGCCCGAUAUCACAUGACAUUCACUCACCUACCAUUCCCAAAAGCAAUCACUACCCAAGCCCCAAAAGAUGUUUUUCUUCCUAUGAUGACAUGAAUCUUCGCAGGCGAACAUCGUUCCCCCUUGUUCGGUCAAAAUCGUUUCAGUUACCUACAACAGAAGUGGGCCCAGAUGACUUGUACAUUGUAGAACCGCUAAAGUUUUUACAGGACAAUAAGAAGAAAAAACGUUGCAGAGCGAAAAUAGAGAAGGCUCAAACCAUAAAACCUACAGAGUCUGUAAUCCCAAUAGUUAACGGCGGGAUAAAACCUUGCAAACCUCUUUCAAAUCCAAGUGACUUUUCUACCACGGGUGUUGUCUACAGUUCUUCUCACAAAGGUCCCCCAUCUGAAGGGGGUUCAGAGACCUCCUCGCAAUCAGAAGAAUCCUAUUUCUGUGGAAUUUCAGCCUGCACAAGCCUCUGCAAUGGACAGCCACAAAAGACUAAAACUGAAAAACGAUCUUUAAAAAGAAAGAAGUCAAAGGUCGCAGAUCAAGGGAAGUUCAUUAGUAACUUGAUACAGACUAAAUCGGGAUCAAUGCCAAGUUUGCAUGACAUAAUAAAAGGAAACAAAGACAUUACAGUGGGAACACUUGGUGUCCCAACAGUUUCAGGCCAUGUGUGAUUGUGAUUUGUCGACUUGGGGUUAGAACUAUCUCUUCCUGCUCUGCGUUUAUGGUUUGCAAGGUACUUUUUUGCCUUGCAGUGUCUGAACUUCAAACUACGAAUCUGCCAAUGCGAGAGUUUUCAGGGUAGUGAGUUGCACUUUUUCCACUGUCUGUCUCUCGGGGAAACAGCAUGUCUAUUUUGAAGGGUUCGUGAGAUGGAAGAUGAGUCUCUAACUUGGCAAGACAUGGAAUUAAUUGGAUGGAGAAUCAGUGUAAUUAACUGGUUACAGGUGGAACAGGGUUUAAGCUACAACUUCUGUGUCGAGCUGUAUUCCUCUUUUUUGCACCUUUCCAUAUUUGUGCCUUUGUAUAUUUAUAAUGUAGCUGAAAGAUGGAACAUUCCAUCUCCGAUUUACCUUGGUGUUCAGCUUUCCUUUUAAGUAUACAGAAUUUGACAGUGUAACACUAUAGUGCUGCAGAGAUGGCCUGCGCAUGGUCAGUUGAACUUAAAUUCCAAAAGUAAAAUGGGAAAGGUUAGAGUGGGAGGGAGUUUCAGUGAAUUUUUUGCCCAGCAAAUUGAUUUUAUAUUCUUUCCUUUGUAGGUGAACUGAUUAAAUUGGUUACAGAUUUGUGUGCAUUUACCCUGGUACUUUCACAUCUUGGUACAGUGUUUUUAUUUGAGAUAUAUAUUAGAAAGGUGAUGUGUGAAAAUGUUUUUUGAAUGUAAAUAUUUGAGUGAAUGAGCAUUUGGAGAGCAUCCUUCAAUGGUGGACAUAUGUGAGACGUUUAAAUCAUUAACUUAUAGUUCAAUGUGCACUUUCACUUUUUUUUAUUCCAAUGCCUUUUGCUGAUUUGGAGUUUGUCAUAGCUUGUGUAACUAAUUUAAUACUGGAUUUCAAGUGUUCUGUGUCCUGUCCACCCCCUACCCCAUUGGGUUUUACUCCAGUGGGAUAAUCUUAUCCAGCUGAUCUGCAUAUUAGCCAGUUACAGCACUUGAGGACCGUUUAUGGACUUGAGGGUCCAAAGUUGAGCAACGUUAUUUAUGUUUUUAAAAUUUGUCAUGUUUUGAGUGCUAUGCACACCACUGUGGAACAUGAGCAUAAUGUGACUGCAGAGCUGUAGUGCCAUUAGAAAACUGUGAAUUUCUAAAUAAAACUGAACACUUCAUUGUCUUUU
Molecule: messenger RNA, 5287 nt
Organism: Stegostoma tigrinum
Lineage: Eukaryota; Metazoa; Chordata; Chondrichthyes; Orectolobiformes; Stegostomatidae
Gene: suco
Product: SUN domain containing ossification factor
Exons: 24
Coding region: 313-4128 (1271 amino acids)
Biological process (GO): regulation of bone remodeling; protein folding in endoplasmic reticulum
Cellular component (GO): cytoplasm; membrane
Source: RefSeq, a predicted model, not a curated record